Molecule: messenger RNA, 660 nt
Organism: Numida meleagris (helmeted guineafowl)
Lineage: Eukaryota; Metazoa; Chordata; Aves; Galliformes; Numididae
Product: POU domain, class 6, transcription factor 2-like
Exons: 2
Coding region: 27-656 (209 amino acids)
Source: RefSeq, a predicted model, not a curated record
GGGGGGAAUCGGGGGGAGGAAGGGAGAUGCCGGCCCGCCGGGGAGUCCCACCCCGGGGAGGGGACUGCGGGUGCGGGGAAAGCAGCUGUCAGCGCCAGCCCCUCGGCCCCGCACCCCCUCUUUCCAUCACCCCCCUCCCUUGCCCGCAUCCCUUCUUAUACCUUCCUCUCUCCCAUAGUCCCUCCUCCAGCACCCCCCGGCCCCACGCCGCCUCCCCCCGGCGCACACAGGCGGCCGCGCUGCCAGCCCGGACCCCGCUUCCCCGCCGGGAGGUGCCCGGCCACUCCCUCCCGGCCCCGCCAGCACCGCCCGGGCCAAAGCGGCGUCGGGGGCUGCGGGCGGGGCGGGGGAACGGGAGCGCGACGAGCAGCAGAGGAGAAGGAGGAGGAAAGGUAAAAGAGGGCCGGGAGGAGAGGAAGCUGGGCUCCUCGGAGGGGUCCGCUGCUCGCGCAAACCCAGGUCGCUGUUCUAGGCGCGGGCGCGGCGUGAGCUACGGGCGCGCGCCGAAGCCGAGCUUCUCCACGCGCAGCUGCCCUGAUGGUGUGACACUUCUGCUACGCGGAGAUUUUCCGGUUUUGCUUUGCAACUCGUAUUCCUUCCACGGUGCUGUUUCACCGGGGAUAGUGCGCGCUCGCAGAAAUAAACCGCUCUGGUGACAAG